Molecule: messenger RNA, 2095 nt
Organism: Pygocentrus nattereri (red-bellied piranha)
Lineage: Eukaryota; Metazoa; Chordata; Actinopteri; Characiformes; Serrasalmidae
Gene: oxnad1
Product: oxidoreductase NAD-binding domain containing 1
Exons: 8
Coding region: 152-1054 (300 amino acids)
Cellular component (GO): mitochondrion
Molecular function (GO): oxidoreductase activity
Source: RefSeq, a predicted model, not a curated record
CUACUUCCAUUUCACUCGUGUGUUUCCAGAGAUCACGACCGAGGUUAAACAGCCGGACUGACGCAAGCGCUGGAGAUCAAGAGGAAAUAACAGUUAUCCUGUAACGCUAACUGAGGAGAGACUGGGUGUCCAGAGUCCAUCUCUCGCUGCCAUGAGCGCCCCUUGGAUUUUAAAAACCACGGCUAGAGGUGUCGUCGGGACUCUGGGGUCAGUGCUGACCAGAUCUGGCGCCGUGUCUAAAUCCAUGCGAAAAAUGUCUAGACAAGCUGACCACCUUGAAAGGACGGCUAAUGUUUAUAGGCAAGAGGCCCUGUUUACUGCUCGAGUGUGCAGUAUCACAAACGAGUCCGACACAGUCAAGAGACUCCGACUAGAAGUGCCACAUCCUGACUUUAGCUUUCGUGCUGGCCAAUGGGUGGACUUUUUCAUCCCGGGCAUGGAGAAGGUGGGUGGUUUCUCUGUGUGCUCCAGCCCUGGCCUUCUGCAAAGAAAAGGAGUUAUAGAACUUGCAGUGAAGUACGCAGAACACCCGCCUGCGCACUGGAUACACACCAAGUGCACAGUGGACUCUCGUGUGGCAGUGAGAAUAGGCGGCAAUUUCUGCUUUGACCCCAGCCCAUCCGAUUCCGUGAUGGACCUCCUGCUGGUGGCUGGUGGGGUGGGCAUUAACCCCCUGUACUCCAUCCUAAUGCACACAGCCGACCUGCUCAAACAUCCGCAUGGAUACAUCCCAGGACGCACUCACCUCUGUUACAGUGCCAAGAACACAGAAGAACUGCUUUUCAAAAAUAGCAUCAUCAGUGUUUGUGGGGAAUUUCCGGAUAACUUUUCCUGCAGCUUCCAUGUGACUCGACAGAGCUCUGAAGUAGAGCAGGAACUGCAGCCCUACACGACUAGUGGAAGGAUAUCAGAAGAGGUGCUGAGGCAUCAUGUAGAUCCCCAGCGCACAUUAUGUUAUUUGUGCGGUCCACCACCCAUGAUUGAGUGUGUUUGCAUAGACUUGCAACAGGUUGGCCUGCCACAGGACAGAAUCCUUUAUGAGAAGUGGUGGUAGCUUUCGGCUUAGAUGUCUACAGCCUGUAGUACCUCAACGGUCAGAACAAACAAAAAAGCUAGAUGGACCAGUAAUUUAAACGCACAAUUGUAUACAAUUAGUAACUUUUUAUUAUCUGUGCAAUUCACUGUCUUCUUCUUCAAGCAGCAGCUUACUUUUAAAGUCAUGUGUUGUGUGUUCGGGAUACUACAGUUAAAAUCAAGCAAAAGAGGUGAAGCCAUUUUUAACUGUAAAUAGCAGUACACAGGAAAAAGUUUGUAUUUUUUUUUUACUUUGAACUUAAUAUUUAUUUAUAACAGUAGCUCCAAUCAGUUUCUAGAGAACAUUGGAAUGAAUAUGGCAACGUGUCUGCUUGAGUGCAAAGUUGUAAAACAAGUCACCGUGGCACCGUUUACACCUUACAUCAUUUUUUUCAGAAUUGGGUCACAUUCAGAUUUCACUGCAUGGAAAAUCCAGGUGUAAACACACACAUCAGGAUGUACUGUGAUCAGAUCCCGCAGACCUCAUUCAUAGGCGGUCAAAGGCUGAUCUUCACUGGAUUCAACGCAAGUGUAAACACAAUGCGUUUUCUAGAUCUGUAUGCAAAUCCAAUAGCAGAAAUGUGUCUGCCGACUGCUUACUAGCAGCUGAAAGGAUGAAAAGUGCCUAAAACCAAACUUCCAUCAAACUUGUAUCAUAACAGGAAAACACUGUGUUAAUGUGCUUUUUACGCGGGGAAGCAAAAUCAAAUCUCAGCUGGUCACCCUGAGGAUGCAUGUGUAUCCAAAUACUGCCAGACAUGAAACACAUGGUAAGGCAAGAUGUAAACAACCUUGAAGGGACGUCUCUCCAUUCACUAUAAUGUGAAUCACAUCAAUGGCAUAUAUAUAUAUAUAUAUAUAUAUAUAUAUAUAUAUAUAUAUAUAUAUAUAUAUGAAACACCAUGGGGUUUAGUGGAGCCCUGAUGAUCAGUUUUUGAAAGAAAUGAAGAGGAGCUUCAUGUCUUAUGUGCCUCAUAUGCCUGUAGCUGUAAAAUAAAGAAAGGAAUAUUAUUGUUUUUGA